CUGUUACUUUAUUACUGGCUCAUGGAAAUGGUAAGUUAAUAUGCUGUCUUGUUCAGAUAAUAGAAAAAAAAGACAGUUUAAUCACAAUGUUUGCUUUUAGUAAACAUUCUUCACAUAAAACAUGGAACCAAACACCUCACCAUUUCAGGUUUGCAAGUUUUCAGAGUGUUUUUAAUCAUGAAGAACUGUUCUCCUUUAGUUUGCAGACUGCUCUUAUUUUUUAGGCUCCACUUUGAACUAUUCUUGUGUAAGACUGCCCUUGUUUUAUAGACACACACAUCAAUAACAUCUUACUUGUUAAUAUAUUUCUUCAUAUGCCAUAUAUGGUACGGUUUUACCUCUGUACUAUUAUUGGAUGCCCAGGAUAUCCUGGAGGUUAUUACUUGAUCUUGUGAGUAUAAAUAUGACCCAUCUUCCUUACUAAACUUGAGAAUGUUAUGGUACCAUAUUGGUUUUGUGUCUGCUUGAUCAUUCUCCUGAGAUAUCUUGCGCUGCUGCUGCUGCCACACAUCACAGGGAUUGAGGCACCUGUUUCCAACUGAUGACUGAUAGCCUCAAGGCUUCAGAAACUCUACAGUACCUAAAAAAACAAUUUAACAGAUCUGGGGGCUCGUCUGGGAUUUCCCAAAGAAACACUGGACAGAAAAUCAUCCUUUCUUACAAAAAUGUUUUUUGGGAUCCUUCUCAGUCUCACACUGAGUUUAUGGUUCUGUGAUGCUAAAUCAAUGGGAGCUAUGUAUGUAAUACAAGAAACAGAAGCACCAUGUAUUAAUAUCAGUGAUACCAACAGCAACCAUGAGCUUGAAAAACUUCUGGACAGAAUUAAAUAUGUUGCUCGAAGCUGCAAAGAAAUUCUUGACAAAUAUCAUGUUUAUGAGGAUGGCCUGUACUAUCUGAUCUCACCAAGAGGGGUCCUUUACCAGACGUUUUGUGAUAUGACCACUGCGGGCGGCGGCUGGACGCUGGUGGCCAGCGUUCAUGAAAACAACAUGUAUGGAAAGUGUACUGUUGGUGAUCGCUGGUCUAGUGAGCAGGGCAGCAACGCAAACCGGCCUGAUGGUGAAGGAACAUGGGCAAACAGAGUCACAUUUGGAACUGCAGAGGCCGCAACAAGUGAUGAUUAUAAGAAUCCUGGAUACUUUGAAAUUGCGGCACAGGAUGUGUCUGUGUGGCAUGUUCCUAAUAAUAUGGAGUUGGAACACUGGAGCACUGCCUCCAUCCUGAGAUACCACACUGAAAAUCGCUUCUUAACUCUACACGGAGGAAACCUUCUCAAUUUAUUCAAGAAAUUCCCUGUGAGGUUUGGAAUCGGAACUUGCAACAUUGAUAAUGGACCUGCUAUUCCAAUAGUGUAUGAUACUGGAAAUGUGGAUUCUACCAAAAAACUGUAUGGACCUAAUUCAAGAGGAAUAUUUGAGCCUGGAUUCAUCACCUUCAGAGUCUUCAAUACUGAAAAGGCAGCCAUGGCACUUUGUUCGGGCGUUAAACCAACCGGUUGUCACACUGAACAUUUCUGUAUUGGUGGAGGUGGACACUUUCCUGAAGGGGUCCCUAGACAGUGCGGGGACUUUACGAGUUUCGACUGGACUGGCUAUGGUACUAAUACAGAAUGGAGUGCUUCCAAAGAGAUUACUGAAGCAGCUGUACUUCUUUUUUAUCGCUGACAAACUAAAAUGACCUGCUUCCUUUCCUUCUGUCAGAGAUAUACCACAUUGAUUAAUACCUGAAUACACAACAAUUUGCUCAAACAUAUUUCUUUACAAUAUAUACUGCAUAUUUUAUAUUGGUCUAUAAUCUAAGAAUGUGUAUGGUGUUUGUAACUGAUGAAAAAAAAAAAAAAAACCUGUCGGAUUAGCCGUUUAUUGGGAGGCUUCUUUUAGUGCAUAUCUAACUUAGUUUUAACCUCUCAGUGUUCAUGUUUUUUUCCCCCAACUGUUCACAAAUGGACAUAAAUGUAUAAUGUUCAAAUAAAACCAAUGGGUUGCCAAUGCUGUUAAAACAAUAGAUUCAAAACCUACUUUAGGUUUCAUAGUUUAUAAGUUACACUGAAAUAUUCCAUGAACAUAUUUGGUUUGGUUACGUUCUGAGUCGCAACAACAAUGAUUUCGCAACAACAUCCCUGAUGUUAGGGAACAUUUGAAUAAUGAUCCUAAUAUUUGAAAUUAAUAAAUCAUCAUCAGUCUGAAUGACUAACAUACUGUCAAUUAAGGGCACCUCUCUCAUAAAUAUUUAUAAAAAAUGUUACUUGCGUUACAUACUGUAACGCAAGUUACAUACUGUAGAACAUCUUUUAAAUAAGUACCACACUUUAUUUAUCUUAAUAUAGCCUACUGUUGUAUGUUGUGCAGCAGACGAGGUUAAAGCCAAAUUGGAAAACCUACGAGAUACAUACAUGAGGAAAAAUAUAUUCUCAGUCAACGCCAUCUUGUGUAGGCAUGAAUUAGCUGAAGACGAUUAAUCGUUUUUCAUGCCUACCUAAGUUUCACUUAGCUGCAUCGCAAGACUGUAGAUGUACGUAGAGUUUUGUCUACAAAUAUAAAAUUGAGUUAAAUAUAGCUAGUAAAUCAAUGAUGGGGAAAAAAAUUGCUGCAGCGCACCUGGUUUUUCAACUCUCGACUAACCGGAGCAAAACCCCAGUGUCAUCGCCUUAUUAACAGAGUUAAUUAACAGAGAGGCUGCAUUUAACCUUGCUUUUUACCUUUGCUUUAUGCUAAAAUACUCAUUUGCUAAUUAAUCAGUGAUAUAUUUCCAUAUGUGAACUUUUUAUUAAAAGAAUUUUAGGUUCUCUGUUUUAUGGUACAAAAUGGCCAGAAUUUGUGGCGGUUUGCUCCGUCAGAGUGGUGGGUGCACUGCCUGUGGUAGGGAAAAUACUGGCUUAAGUGAUAAACAUGUAUAUUUUUAUUCACUGCUUUACUCAAGUGUCACAGUCUUGUAAUGUUGUUGAAUAAAUAUUUUUAUUUUGAGGCUUUUCCAA
Ctenopharyngodon idella (grass carp) is the source of this 2974-nucleotide messenger RNA. Its product is annotated as intelectin-like. The transcript is spliced from 7 exons. The coding region runs from base 666 to 1664 and encodes 332 amino acids. The record is from RefSeq and is a predicted model, not a curated record. Gene Ontology annotation, molecular function: oligosaccharide binding. NCBI's taxonomy places the organism in Eukaryota, Metazoa, Chordata, Actinopteri, Cypriniformes, Xenocyprididae.